Sinocyclocheilus anshuiensis is the source of this 2115-nucleotide messenger RNA. Its product is annotated as protein shisa-6 homolog. Gene Ontology annotation, biological process: regulation of AMPA receptor activity; regulation of short-term neuronal synaptic plasticity. Bases 208 to 1908 code for a protein of 566 amino acids. Gene Ontology annotation, cellular component: postsynaptic membrane; postsynaptic density; dendritic spine membrane. The transcript has 8 exons. The record is from RefSeq and is a predicted model, not a curated record. NCBI's taxonomy places the organism in Eukaryota, Metazoa, Chordata, Actinopteri, Cypriniformes, Cyprinidae.
CUCACCGUGAAAUGGGCAUUGCGUAGUUGUUGUUUUGACUCUAUAAGCCCUUAUGCCUUAAAGAAUGAGAGCCUUAGGGAGGAGGACUGUUGAAAUGAUGCUACGCGGAGAUGGAGAAUGGAGGACCUGCAAGAGUGCAUGACAAGCGUGUCGGUGCCGGAUUGAAGAAAUUAUAAAAAGAGGAGAAACACAUCACCACCUGAAGCCAUGGGGAUACGACAUCUCCUACUUCUGUUGGUCUAUCUAGACCCGCUGUGCGUUCUGAGCGCAUCCACAGCCAAGCAGAGCAAACCCCCUCCAAAGAGACCCCCAAAGGUGAGGGAGGUCAACAGCACCGUUGCUCCGACAGUUGCACCCCGACGGAUCACACAAGUCCAGGCGCCCAUCGUUGGUGAUCAUGACACCUGUCUUGGUUACUAUGACGUGAGUGGUCAGUACGACAAAGAGUUUGCCUGCAACAACACUGACCACCGGUACUGCUGCGGGAGCUGCUUCCUGCGCUUCUGCUGUCCUGUGAAAGCCAAACGACUAGAUCAGAGAGUCUGUACCAACUACAACACGCCCGACUGGAUCAAAACCCAACCGCCCUCACCAGCACCCACAGGGGACACGUACGACCCUGCACUGGACCAGACCAACACCACCGUCUACAUCACCUGCGGGGUCAUUGCCCUCCUUAUCAUCCUGGGAAUUUCUGCCAAAGUGGCCUAUGAUAAAGCCACCAGACCGCCUCAAGAAAUGAAUGUCCACAGAGCGCUGGCGGACAUUUUGAGACAGCAGGGGCCCAUUCCUAUAUCACAGUACGAUCAUGAAAACAUCGCCGCUAUUGACACCUCGCCCAAAGAGAACACGCCUGUACGGACGUUCAAGAACCACUACACACCAGUGCACAACAAAAACAACCACGGGCAUUAUGGGAAAGAAAACUUCCGCAGUGGUCAAGACAUUCACAACUUUAUCUCCUCCGGCUUUGUGACGCUUGGCAGGGGCCAUGUGAAAGGGCAGCACUCUGUAGAUGAUCUCGGGCAGCUGUCCUGGCAGGGCGAGCUGGACGUUCCUCUGUCCUACAGUAACCAUCCACACGACUAUACCAGCCAUCUGGAUCUCACUGGGUCACACACGCCCAAAAUCGGACACCGAAUAGUGUACUACGAGAAGCCGAGAAUGAACAACAUCCUGACAUCCCAGACAGAGCCGUACGACCUGUCGUUCUCCCGGUCCUUCCAGAACCUCACACACCUCCCACCGUCCUACGAGAUGGCCAUGACAGUAGACUUAAGCGGCAAGGACGACGAGUACUACAUCCGAAAGCAUCAUUUACCCGAUCCGACGCCUCGCGGCGGCAACCUGCAGACACACAUGAUCAAGCUGAACGUGGAUCCGCCGGCGCAGCGCCAGAAGCCCAAACGCGUGCAGCGCGCCAUGUCCCAGGACCACGUGCUCUCGCCCGCCCGCUCCAAACCGCACCGGGACUACGGCCUGAGAUCGUACAGCAGCGGUGCCGGCGGUCUGUCCCCGUACCACGGACGCAUCCUCUCUGAGGAGCAGCUGCUGUCGACUGACCGACUGCACUCCCAGGACCCGCUGCUCUCGCCGGAUAAGAUGCUGUCCUUGCGGCGCUCCGAUUUCCGGGAGAAGGCCAUGUCGCGGGCGUUGUCGCAUACGGACAUGUUCGUGCCGACCACACCGGUCAUGGACAGGCACUACAAAAUGAUGAAGAUGCAUUCGCACCCCAGCAGCAGCAACAACGAGUCCUACAACACACUGACUGUGAACAGCGCGCAGGUGGGCAACAAAAGGCAGGCGUUCGCCAGCCGCCGCAUGCAUACGGUGGACCACCUGCAGUAUAUACCUGGACAUCACCAUCAUCAGUACAGAACCGCCAGCAAGACUGAAGUAACUGUCUGAGAGAGCGAGACAGGAGAGCUAAUGAUGUCAACAAACAAUCCAGCUGGAGGAAUUUGCAGCAGUGUCCCACUUCGACAGGUUUCUUUUUUUAAGCGUCCCACCUUGACCCGUUCCUGCUUCCAGCGCAAGCUUUCCACUCCAUCAGUUCCGGGUCGGCUUGGGAAGGAUCCAGACUUUCUUCUCAUAUGUAGAGCAAACGCAAGGGCU